Periconia digitata is the source of this 2967-nucleotide messenger RNA. Lineage: Eukaryota; Fungi; Ascomycota; Dothideomycetes; Pleosporales; Periconiaceae. The record is from the annotation of a GenBank genome assembly.
CAGCAGAGUAUGGACCGAGGAAGCAGCCCAAAGCGUCGAAAAAUUGAUACUCGAGAUGAGGAAGAGUUUUCUGUAGCACCGCGUCCAAAGUUUCAAAAGCGACUCCAUCCAAGUUCCGCAGCAUCGUCGCAACGCUCGCGUACGCCUAGGCGCGAUGAACGGCAUCCCCAGAAGUCGUUCGAGGGUACCGAGCCUCUAGUCGAGGAGAUAGACUCCUUGGCUCUCGAUCGAGAUUGGUAUGGCGGCGAGGAAAAUGGACACACUUUUGGAGACGAUACCCACAAUCCAUUCGGUGGUACGGAAAGCGCAUGGCAGGAUGCCCUGCGCGAAGCCGCCCUCACCGAAAAGAAACAGAACAACCGUGCCAGCGCCAGAGCUGUACAAAAGCAGAAAGAUGUGGAUGCCUGGGAAACGAACCGAAUGCUGCAGUCCGGUGUAGCUCAGCAGAGGAAUUUCGAUACAGAUUUCGAAGAUGAUCACGAAUCCACCCGUGUGCACAUCUUAGUCCAUGACCUGAAACCGCCCUUUCUAAACGGUAAAACGGUCUUCACAAAACAAGUUGAUCCGGUUCCGGCAGUGCGCGACCCCCAGAGCGAUAUGGCGGUUUUCAGUCGGCGAGGAAGUGCAGUAGUGAAGGAAAGACGACAAAGGAAAGAGCGCCAGAAGCAGGCGCAGGAGGCUACAAAUAUGGCGGGAACAGCAUUGGGCAACAUUAUGGGCGUCAAGGAAGAUGACGGCGAUAGUGCGGCUCCUGCGCCUGAGGAAGAGAGAAAGAGCGACAACAAAUUCGCGGAACACAUGAAAUCCAGCGAGGGGCAAAGUAACUUCAGUAAGAGCAAGACAUUGCGAGAACAAAGGCAGUAUCUGCCUGCCUUCGCCGUACGAGAGGACCUGUUGCGCGUUAUUCGAGAUAAUCAGGUGGUCAUCGUAGUCGGCCAAACAGGUUCGGGAAAGACUACACAACUAACUCAAUUCCUGCACGAAGACGGGUACGCAAAACACGGAUUGAUAGGAUGCACGCAGCCCCGAAGAGUCGCAGCCAUGAGUGUUGCGAAGCGUGUUAGCGAAGAGAUGGAAGUCAAACUGGGUGGCCUUGUUGGUUAUGCCAUUCGUUUCGAAGAUUGUACAAGUAAGGAGACAAGCAUCAAGUACAUGACAGACGGUGUGUUAUUGCGCGAGUCUCUCGUCGAGCCGGAUCUAGAUAAAUACUCCUGCAUCAUCAUGGACGAAGCACACGAGAGAGCGUUGAACACAGACGUCCUCAUGGGUCUUAUCAAGAAGGUUCUUGCUCGGCGAAGAGAUCUCAAACUGAUUGUAACAUCCGCGACGAUGAACUCUGAGCGCUUCUCGAAAUUUUAUGGAGGGGCACCCGAAUUCAUCAUCCCUGGACGUACCUUUCCUGUCGACAUUCAGUAUUCGCGAUCACCAUGCGAAGACUACGUCGAUAGCGCCGUCAAACAGGUCUUGGCCAUUCAUGUCUCACAAGGUCCGGGAGAUAUACUUGUUUUCAUGACUGGUCAGGAGGAUAUUGAAAUCACCUGCGAGCUGGUCGCGGAACGACUGAAGCUCCUCAACGAUCCACCAAAGCUCAGCAUUUUGCCUAUAUACAGUCAGAUGCCUGCUGAUUUACAAGCCAAGAUCUUCGAUCGAGCGGCGCCAGGUGUGCGUAAGGUCAUUGUUGCAACCAAUAUUGCGGAGACCAGUUUGACGGUCGAUGGUAUCAUGUACGUUGUAGACGCUGGAUUUUCCAAACUCAAAGUCUACAACCCUAAAAUGGGCAUGGAUACGCUCCAGAUCACCCCAAUAUCCCAGGCAAACGCUUCUCAGCGAGCGGGUCGAGCAGGGCGUACAGGGCCCGGCAAGUGUUUCCAUCUCUAUACCGAGCGAGCCUUUCGUGAUGAAUUUUACAUCCAAACCAUUCCCGAAAUCCAACGCACGAACCUCGCCAACACUGUUCUACUUCUGAAGUCUCUCGGCGUCAAGGACUUGUUAGACUUCGACUUCAUGGAUCCACCGCCUCAAGACACAAUAACUACCUCACUGUUCGAUCUGUGGGCUCUAGGAGCCCUAGACAACAUCGGCGACCUCACACCUUUGGGCCGAACCAUGACUUCCUUCCCCAUGGACCCAUCCCUCGCUAAACUAAUCAUAACCUCGAUUGACUACGAAUGCAGCGAGGAAAUGCUCACCAUCGUAUCUAUGCUCAGCGUACCCACCGUCUUCUACCGACCCAAAGAACGCCAAGAAGAGUCCGACUCCGCGCGUGAGAAGUUUUUUGUGGCUGAGUCUGAUCAUCUCACCCUUCUGCACGUCUACACACAAUGGAAAGUAAACGGAUACAGCGACGGCUGGUGCGUCCGACACUUUCUACACCCCAAGGCGUUGCGUCGCGCCAAGGAGAUUCGCGACCAGCUCUUCGACAUCAUGAAACUCCAGAAGAUGCCUUUGAUCAGCUGCGGAACCGACUGGGAUGUGGUUCGUAAAUGCAUCUGCAGCGGGUACUAUCACCAGGCUGCCAAAGUCAAGGGCAUUGGCGAGUACAUCAAUCUCCGUACCAGCGUCACCAUUCAACUUCACCCCACGAGUGCCUUGUACGGUCUCGGAUACCUCCCUGACUACGUCGUCUACCACGAACUCAUCCUCACUUCUAGAGAGUACAUGUCGUGCGUUACUAGCGUUGACCCACACUGGCUAGCAGAUCUGGGUGCUGUUUUCUACUCUAUCAAAGAGAAGGGUUGGUCCGCACGAGAUAAGCGCGUCACGGAGUUUGAAUUCAAUCGGCGCGCCGAACUGGAGGCGCAGAUGGCCAAGGACAAAGAAAAGGAGGAGAAGAGAAUCAAAGAUGAACUAGCCGGCCCAAUAGCUAAACGUCCUGGUGUUGGUGCAGGCAAAAAAGCUGCAGCAAACGGUGGGGAUGGCUUGGUCAAGAAGCCGAUUAUAGGGAAGGCAAGGCGGCGCGGGUUUUAG